Messenger RNA from Pistacia vera, 617 nucleotides. Its product is annotated as heavy metal-associated isoprenylated plant protein 21. The transcript is spliced from 3 exons. The record is from RefSeq and is a predicted model, not a curated record. NCBI's taxonomy places the organism in Eukaryota, Viridiplantae, Streptophyta, Magnoliopsida, Sapindales, Anacardiaceae. The coding region runs from base 38 to 505 and encodes 155 amino acids. Gene Ontology annotation, molecular function: metal ion binding.
CUUUCUUGUUGUUUGCUUUCUGGUAAAGAGAAGCAAAAUGGGAGCUCUUGAUUACCUCUCCAACUUUUGCACUGUCACCAACACCAGAAAAAAACGCAAAGCAAUGCAGACGGUUGAAAUCAAAGUCAAAAUGGACUGUGAUGGCUGUGAACGAAGAGUCAAAAAUGCUGUAACCUCUAUGAAAGGUUCAUAUCAUCCGGAAGUUCUCUGCAGUGCAAAGACUGUCGAGGUGAAUCGGAAACAAAGCCGGGUGACGGUGAGUGGGUAUGUUGAACCAAAUAAGGUGUUAAAGAGAGUGAAAAGUACAGGCAAAAGAGCUGAAUUCUGGCCCUAUAUCCCUCAACAUCUGGUUUACUAUCCUUACGUUUCUGGUGCCUACGACAAAAGGGCACCUUCCGGCUUCGUUCGUAACGUUGUUCAAGCUUUUCCGGCCACCAACGCACCCGAAGAUAAUCUUGUUUCCAUCUUCAGUGACGAUAAUGUGAAUGCAUGUUCCAUCAUGUAAGGAAGAAUUUUCAUGGUUUUCUGAGAAAAACAAUAAUAUUUGAAGUUGUUUUUCAAGGCAAUAUCUCUUUGCCAAGAUGUAUCAAAAAGACUUCAUGUUUUUGGCUUGUUAA